CACAUGUAAAUAAAUACAUAAAGGUUCAUCAACAACUAAAAAAACAUCAAGGGUGGGGGCAGCAGGAGAUGUAACUCAAUGGUGUUACAUUGAGACACUGGGGGCACUUUCUGAAUCCCCCGGGUUCCAUCCCCCAGAACAGCAAAAGGGAAAAAAAUCUCUGGCAAGCAUGUCAAAAGGUGCCCGCCCCCAGUGGCUUCCUGGAAGAGACACUGGUCAAAACCACUUUAAGACAAAGUAGCAGCGGUGCUCUCCCAGUGCUGGGGGAAUGUAAAACAGCUGCUUUAGGGAACGGGCAGUUCCUCAAAAGGGGGACCAUGUGACUGGGCAGUUCCACCCCAGGGAUCUAUCCAGGCUAGGAUUACUAGAUCAUGGCCACACAAAAACAUGUUUGCAAAUGUUCUUGGCAACAGUAUUUGUAAUAGCCCCAAAGUAGAAACACCCAGGCACCUAACACUGAUGGAUGCUUAUGUAUCUGUGUGCAAUGGACAUCAGGGAUGCUGAGGGGAGCCAGAUGCAGCCACAUGCUGUGUGAUCCCAUUGCUGUGGAAUGCCCAUCACAGGCACGUUCAUGGAGACAGCAGGCAGAUUAGUGGUGGUGACAGGAGCCCGACAGGAAGUGACUGCUGAAUGCAUAGUGUACACUUUUGGGGUGAUGGCGUUUUGGAAUUAGUGGCGAUAGCUGCACAACCCUGUGACGAUUAAAAACCAUCAAACCAAACACGGUGACGCAAGCUUGUCAUUCUAGCAACUUUGGAGGCUGAGGCAGGAGGAUCACAUGUUCAAGGCCAGCCUGAGCAAUUUAGUUUCAAAAUAAAGAAUAAAAAGGACAGGGGAUUCAGCUCAGUGGAAGUGCCCCUGGGUUUGGUCUCCAGUACAAAAAGCAAAAACAAAAUCACUGAGCUGUGAAUUUUAGAGUAUGUGAGUUCUAUCUAAAAAUAUACACAUAAGCCAGGCUUGGUGACGCACACCUGUAAUCCCUGUGACCUGGGAGGCUGAGAUGGAAGGAUUGAAAGUCCCUGGCCAUCCUCAGCAACUUAGUAAGAACCUGUCUUUAAGAAGAAGGGGGGAUGGUGUGCUGGGAAUGUGGCUCAGUGGUGAAGCACCCCUGGUUCAACAUAAAACUAUGUAAAACUAUUUAGUUCACUUUGUUUUUACUAACAUAAAAACAAAGUGAACUAAAUAACUGCAGGGCUUGUCCGUCAGCUGUCCAGGGCUCCACUGUCCCUUCCCGGAGUCCAAGUCCACUUUGGACAAGGGAAAGGGAGCCUCACAGGUGGCAGGACCCAGAGAAGGCAGCAGGGCCAGGGAGGCUGCCUGGCGGCUGGAGCGGGCAGGCCAGGGCUGCACGGCCCUCUGCCCCCCACUCCUUCCCUGGGUGGGGCUGAGAGGUCAGAGGGAAGCUCCUGGCACCCAGGGUACAGGAAUCUCAGACAUGCUGCCCUGCGUCCAGGUUUCCUGAGGCUGGCCCUCCUCCCCAGGGCUGGGAGGCUGGGUGGGGUCCCCUUCCUGACAUAGGCUCUGGGCCUGCCUGGUGGUCAUCUGGGGGCCCAGAGCCCAGCCAGCCCCCUCCCCUUGAUGGGCUGGACUGCUGGGGUGGGUGCUGGGCAGGGAAGCAUUCAUAUUUACAGGUCUUUCCUGCCCUCCUGGCAGCCUGACUAACCAGCUCCUCCAGGCCCAAGGUGCUGGGGGUGGGGUGCAGCCGGAGGCAGCCAGACCAGCCCCUGAGCUCCCCUUGCUCCGCUGGCCAUCAUGGGGCCCCCUGGGAGGCAGCCUCGCCCUUGCCUGCUGCUCCUCUUGGUGCUGAGCUGUUUCCAAACCAGCCUGAGCCUGGAACGGAUCCCCUACAAGCCACAGAUAACAGCCUGGAACCUGGAAGGGAAGGUCACGGCCACCACGUUCUCCCUGGAGCAGCCUCGCUGUGUGUUUGAUGGGCAUGCCAAUGCCAAGGACACCAUCUGGCUGGUGGUGGCCUUCACCAAUGCCUCCAGGGAUUUCCGGAACCCACAGACCCUGGCUGACAUUCCCGUCUCCCCACGGAUGCUGACCGAUCGCCACUACAUGACGUUGCCCCUGUCCCUGGACCAGCUGCCCUGUGAGGAUCCAGUGGGUGUCAGUGGAAGCUCCCCCUUGCUACGGGUGGGCAAUGACUUCGGCUGCCACCAGCAACCCUACUGCAACGUCCCCCUCCCUGGCCCUGGCCCUUACAGUGUCAAGUUCCUCCUAAUGGACGUCGGUGGCGCACCCACGGCUGAGACCGAGUGGUCAGAUCCCAUCACUCUGCACCAAGGGAAGGCCCCAAGCUCCAUCGACACGUGGCCGGGGCGGCGGAGUGGCUGUAUGAUUGUAAUCGCCUCCAUCCUCUCGUCCCUGGCUGGCCUCCUGCUCCUGGCCUUCCUAGCAGCCUCUACAGUGCGCUUCUCCAGCCUGUGGUGGCCCAAGGAGGCCCCUGAGCAUCUGCGGAUCGGCUCCUUCAUGGGGAAGCGCUAUGUGACCCACCACAUCCCGCCCAGUGAGGCUGCCACACUGCCUGUGGGCUGUGAGCCUGGCCUGGACCCCCUCCCCAGCCUCAGCCCCUAGCCUGCGGCCUGGGCCUGGGCCUAGUGGGCAGGGAACAAAUGCAGGGAGCGUGUUCCCCACCCCUGUGCCCACAGGCCUCCUGGGGCUCCUGGCCUCUCCCCAGCAUGCUCCAGCCUGCCAGGACUCCCCUCCAGCAGCCCUGGGCACCUGGAAGUGACUUUAGGAGGGGCCGUGGUCAGGCUGGGCAUCUGGCCCGCCUCUGUCCCUGUCUCUGUUCUGCCUGACCUAUGAGCACGGCUGGAGGCACGUGGACCCGCAGCCCCAACCCAGAGCUUGCAGACCCCAGGAGCAAACCUUCGAGAACCUGGCUCUGCCCUGGGUAGAGCCCAAGUCACCCUCUGUCACACCCUUUAGCUGCUGCUAGGGUACAGCCUUCAGAGGCAUCUCUGCUGGCCCUGGAUACUGGCUCAGUUCGCGGGGAGGGAUCCCUGGGGCUGCACCUGGGAUCCACACAGAGGCCGGCCCCAGCACAGGAGGACCCCAGAUGUGCAGAAGGUCAGACAGUGUUGAUGACAUCACGACUAUCCAGCUACAGAUUCCGGUCACCAUUUCAAAUCCCUUUGCACACACAGAUGGCCACACACUCAUCCAUUCAUCCCACAUCAUUCAUUGAGUACUUGCUGAAUGCCAUGCACAGUGUUAGACUCGGGGAAUCAGGAAGAGCAGGUCCCGAUCUCCGGGAACUCCCUGCUCUGAACUUCAGACCACCGCGUGUCCAGAGGUGACUUUCACUUGAUCUCCAACUCACACAUCCUUAGAUAAUCACCCCAGUGGACUCUCCGAGGCCCUCAAGACCCCUUCAUCAGAAAGGUUGCAAUGCAGACUUCCAAGCUUCUGUCCGCGAGGCGAGUGGUUCCCGCCAUCGCCACACGGGGGCGCCGGCGCGCCGUGGCCAGGUAGCCGAGGGCCCGCGCGCAUGCGUGCUCCUGUCCACCGCCUCAGCCCUGCGACCCCAAAGUGAUCUGUGAUCGUCGGGGCUUCCACUGGCCAAGCCAGAGAGCGUGCGGGGCAGUCCCGCUGCCCUAUGAGCGCCUACUCUACAGGCUUCAGCCCACACAGCGGCGGCGAUUUCCUCCAGGAGAGCUGAGCCUUGGUGACAUGCGCACGCACUCCGUCCAUCUGCUGCACCCCACCCUGUGUUCCCUGGGCGCUGCUCCCGGGCCUGUCUGACCGCGGCUCCCAGCACACAGGCCCUUGCCCGCCUCCUUUGGAGGUGAAUAAAUGUGGUCUGGCUUCUGCA
Molecule: messenger RNA, 3820 nt
Organism: Ictidomys tridecemlineatus (thirteen-lined ground squirrel)
Lineage: Eukaryota; Metazoa; Chordata; Mammalia; Rodentia; Sciuridae
Gene: Upk3b
Product: uroplakin 3B
Cellular component (GO): membrane
Source: RefSeq, a predicted model, not a curated record